This is a messenger RNA of Bufo gargarizans (Asiatic toad), 3130 nucleotides long. RefSeq names its product chromosome 10 C19orf12 homolog (gene C10H19orf12). The record is from RefSeq and is a predicted model, not a curated record. NCBI's taxonomy places the organism in Eukaryota, Metazoa, Chordata, Amphibia, Anura, Bufonidae. The coding region runs from base 286 to 711 and encodes 141 amino acids. The transcript is spliced from 3 exons.
AACGCUGCCGUAUCCCAGCGCCGGCCGCGCUGCACGUGGCUCCCGGUAACCGCUGCGCGUGGAGCCGAGGGAACAUCAAAUCUGUGAGAAAUCACAACGGUGACCCUUCCGAGCCCUUGUGACGUCAUCACCUCCAUCUCAGACACGAGUGACUUCUGGGGGCCACGCUCUAUGGUUUUCCAGCCAAUGGGACGCGAGUGAGUGGUAGCCCCGCCCCCUAAAGCUGUCACAUGUCACCAGAUAGAAAGUAAAAGGAGAGACUGCUGACCCGAAACAGCCGUGAACAUGCCGAUUAAUGUGGACGACAUCCUGCGCCUUCUGUGCCACUUGUCGACGGAGCAGAAGAUGAAGGUGGCCAUAAAGCAUUCUGCCAGGGGGGCCGUGGCUGCCGGUGCUGGAGCCUUUGUAGGGGGAUUGCUAGGAGGACCCCCGGGGAUAGCCGUGGGUGGCGCUCUGGGGGGCGUUCUAGGAGCCUGGAUGGCGAACGGACAGUUUAAGCCCGUUCCCCAGAUCCUGAUGGAGAUGCCGCUUGUGCAGCAGCAGAAGCUGUGCGAGCAGAUCUACGCCAUCAUCCGGAACCUGGACUGGACGGACGCCACGCAGCUCAUCAUGCUGGUCUCGGGCAAUGCCGCUUUACAACAGCGGGUGGCAGCAGCGCUCAUCGGAUACGUGACACAGGAGCUGAAAGCCGAAAUCCAGUACGGAGACUAGACUGCAGCGUCAGUGGUCACAUGACCACGUGGUUCGCCGCCACGGAGGGACUUUAGGAUAAUGACUGUGAAGACUGACUGAUGUAAUAGUAUGGCGCUGCGUGCAAUCUGCCACAGGGGGCGCCGUACACGGCACACACUAGCCAAAAGACGAUGCCACUGACAGAAAUCGAAAAAUAUAUAUAUAUUUUUGGGUUUAAAUUGCUGACCUUGUGCUAAUCUCAGGAUCGGAAUCACAGUGUCUGAAUUCGCGCAACUGCGGCGGCCUUCGAAACUGAACUGCGCAAUAUGAUUUGCUCUAAUUGCAGCAAACGUCAUGUGACAUUUACCGUUUAAGAGCUCAUGCACAAAUGUAUAGUUUUUUUCCCCAAUUUAAAUUUUUUUUUUACAGGUCCAUAUGUGGAACCAUUAAUUUCAAUGGUGCUUGAAAAAAAAACGGAAAUGACUGUACAUCUGCAUGUCUAUUCCGACCCCAAAAAAGAACAUGUCCUAUUCUUGUCCGUUUUGUGGAGAAGGACAGGCAUUGUUAUAAUGGAUCUGCGGGAAGAAAAAACGUAUGCAACAUGGACGUCACACAUUAUGUCAUCCGUUUUUUUUUGCGGGCCGGAAAGUACAUACGGUCGUGUGCAUGAGCCCUAAGUAUGAUAUGAUGCGCCAUGCAUUUUUACACCCGCAACUGACCUGCGCGCGGCAUCACUUUUGAUGAAGUGAUUUUUUUUCUUGCGGUGUCUUCGGUAGGAUUUUUUUGUAAUUUAUGUUUAUUAUGGUGUUUACUGAGUAAUAGGAUUAAGGCUCCAUUCACACAUCCGUAAUAAUGGGUCCGCAUCUGUUCCGCAAAUUGCGGAACGGGUGCGGACCCGUUCAUUCUCUAUGGGGCUGGAAUGGAUGCAGACAGUGUGCUGUCCGCAUCCGCAUUUCCGGAGCACGCCGCCGAUCUUCCAGUCCGCGGCUCCAGAAAAAAAAUAGAACAUGGGGGUAAAGUGUGGACAGCCCCUUAACUCUCAGUUUAUGCUGACCAUUUGUCCUGCAGCCCCAUGUACAUUCGUGGAGGGCUCCACCAUAGGUUCCCCAGCACUCUGUACUGAUGAGGGGCGUUAAUAUAAGGCCCUGUACUCCUGCUGGCCUAUAGCUGUUUAUUUUUCUGGCCAGACGGCAUCACCUCAGGUGCCUUUAUAGAAUACGGGUAAACCUAAAGAGAUAAGCGGGGGCGUUUACCAGUUGAAACUCCACCCCCGAGCAGCCGAAGAGCAUUGAUCUUGUGCUAUAAGAGGCAUUGUUUUGCCACUUGGGGGCGCUAGACCAUAACUAUCAGUUUCCUAACAUGUUUCCAAUAACACGUUAUCCAUGGAGCCGCAGCUGUAGGGCGUCAUAAAAUGCAAUGAUUGGGGAGCCUUAUGUGAUAUACUAGAAGAUUGCUAGUUAAGCAAUGCCCCAAAUAUAGUAUUUAGUAUUAUGGAGUUGCCUUUAAUUUACAUACAUUGCAGAAGAAGGUAAAGUCUAUCACCUCCAAAACCGCUUUCAACCUAAGCAUACCGCCAUGUAGGGUAGGUGGUCCGAAACAUAACUCUACUUUUAUUGUGAAAAUCCGUUGUUUUGUUGUUUUUUUGAGAAAUGCUUCUUUUUCUUUUUAUGUAAAUAAGGUUUUUGGUGCACUGUGGGCGGAGCUGCUCUGUUGGGUGCACCGUUGCUUCACUAGUAAUGCAGACCAGUACAUCACCUCCUGUUUGACUGACAGUCUCUGAGAUUUCACAGCUGGAGCGAUGGCGUAGACAAAGACAGGUGCGUCGAUCGGAGCGGCCCCGCCCAAAGUGCACCGAAAAUCUUAUUUGCAUAAAAAUGAAAUGAAGCAUUUCUUAGGAUUAGAAGGACCGGGUUUUCACAAGAAAGUCUAAAUAGAGUCUCAUUGAUUGUUAUUCUGGACACAUGGGCUUUCACAACCUCUCAACGUAAUUCCGCUAAUCAAGCUCGCGACCAAACAACCCAAGCCUUCUUAAAGGCGCUGUCCACUUUGUACUACCCCUAUUUGUCAGUGGGUCUGCGGGUGCUCCGCUGCUGUGAUCACAGUGAUCGCCUGUAAUCUGCACAGGAAACUGGCAGUGAGUGUUUAGUUUCCCUGCAGUGCCACCACAGGUGAAAUAGAGCAUUACACCGGUGUUAUUGAAAUCAGCAGGCUGUCUGAGGACGUGCUGGGUCCUCCAGAGUGAGGGACUCUUUGUACCUCUUUUUUGUAACUUUGAGGUAUAGAGGAAUUGUCUAUUUUUGGAUUUUUUUUCUUAAUUAUUAUAUCAAUUAUAUUUUUGACUGGCAUGAAGUAGCCGUUAGGAUGUGGACACCAGGUGUGGCCUUGUACCCCUCUGCUGUUUGUUCUGUCUGCUCUGAACAAUAUUUGAUACCUCAAUAAAUAAAAAUAUAGAAUUGUA